This is a messenger RNA of Dermochelys coriacea (leatherback sea turtle), 9391 nucleotides long. Its product is annotated as sepiapterin reductase-like. The record is from RefSeq and is a predicted model, not a curated record. Gene Ontology annotation, biological process: tetrahydrobiopterin biosynthetic process. NCBI's taxonomy places the organism in Eukaryota, Metazoa, Chordata, Testudines, Dermochelyidae. Gene Ontology annotation, molecular function: sepiapterin reductase (NADP+) activity. The coding region runs from base 7348 to 8163 and encodes 271 amino acids. The transcript has a single exon.
CUUUUUAUUUAUUAACCAAAGGAGUUUUGUCAUUAUGACUACAACUUACAUAUGACUAACCAGCGUUGUCUGUUGUCUUAAAUUGAUGGUCCUGCAUUGCACUGUUCGAUAUCAAAAUAUGGUGCAGUGGGGCAUUCACAAAAUGUGCAUCUUAUUCAGCUAACCAAAUGAACAAAGUUUUAAAUACUUUUAUACACAUUAAACUGUGCACCCCCUAACUCUCAUACAUACACUCUGGGGAUAACAAGAAGUUUGAGGGGCUAAGAUAACUGAGGCUUAUGCUCUGACAGUGUGUGUGUGUGUGUGUGUGUGUGUGUGUGUGUGAGAGAGAGAGAGAGAGAGAGAGAGAGGGGCCUCCUGUUCUCUCAAAUGUAAUAACUGCACAGCUAAACACAGGUAUGUUGAAGCUAAAUGAAGUGGCAGAUCCUACUAUGCUAACCCCAGUCUGUGUCUUCCUAUACUUCAUACACGUACAAAUACAAUUCAUAGACUAACCUUGUAUGGGAAUACUAAAAACAGAUUGCUCUUUUAUGUUGAUCGGAGCACUCCAGAGAACUGAGCCAAUAAACAUUGACCUGUUGAAGAUGAAUUUUCUAUCAGAAUAAGCAUUGGGAAUCCACCUCUGACUGCACAGUCAUAGGGAGCUGUGCACCUGGGUCACAGCUAUUCAGUAAGGGAAUUCCCAAAAGAAAGGUUUUCGCUGAUUCUUUAUGUUGGAACAUUGAUUAUCAACACUGUGCCAAUAAACUCAGUAUUUUUACUCCAUUUUCUCUGCUUUACCCUAACGUUCUCUGCAUCGCUAGUGCAGAGGAAUAGCUGCUGGGAAAGAUUGGACUUGGAUUUUUCUGUUGCUGCCUUCCCCCACAUUUCCCCUUGAAUUACAAAGCCCAUCUGAUGCUAGUGUAGGUAUGUUUCAGAGUAGCAGCCGUGUUAGUCUGUAUUCGCAAAAAGAAAAGGAGUACUUGUGGCACCUUAGAGACUAACAAAUUUAUUUGAGCAUAAGCUUUUGUGAGCUGCAUCUGAUGAAGUGAGCUGUAGCUCACAAAAGCUUAUGCUCAAAUAAAUUUGUUAGUCUCUAGGUGCCACAGUGUACGUAUGUAACACACAUUUGUCAUCCCUUCAUGCUUCAUCAUAGUAGCUUAGCAGACUCUGCCAUCAGAGUGGACCUCCAAGCACUACAAGUAAUAGUAACAGCUCUACCUCUCCUGAGACCAGUGCUUUACACAAUCCAUGUUUGAUACCUCAUGUUAAUAUGAAGAAAACAGUAAAAUCCUCAUUGCUUUCCAGUCAGACCAAUUCCUUUGCUUUUCUGGAACGAUUUCCCUCUCAUCCGCUGGAAUUUAACUCAACCACUGAUGCUUGAGGACCUAAGACACCUCAGUGGGGUGGAGCUAAAAUCAGGAAGCAGUUUAUUGUUUUCACUCAAAUAUCAGCUCAAUCUGAGAGCAUCAGUUGUUUUGCAAUUAGGAAUAUGUUAAUUAGUCCUCUGUCCUCUACACCUGGGACUAGACAUGGAGAUGGAGAAUCGCAUCGAUAAACAAUGGGACUGCCACACGAGAGAGGCCAACUUUACUAAGGAUGACACAGGUUAGCAAUUUUACUUUAGAGCUCUCUCUCCUGUACCAUUCAUGAGAUGGAAGAACAGAGGAUAAUAAAUCCACAUCUACAGACACACACGAGUGAGAAGUCAGGACUGGGACAUUGGCCCUUCAGUUGCCAAAACACAGGUUUCUACCCCAUGAGCUAAAGGAGAACUAAUUGCUAAGCUAGCAGAAGCAAUAGGUCACUUGUCCUCUGUGUGGGCCAAUAUCACUCACAUACACAAAGAGCCAGGACAGUGUAGGAGGGGCAGCAACUCUUUUUUUGUCUUCCAAGACAAAAGUGGGUAAAACAAAAUAGAACUACCUGCUGGUCCCUGAGAGACUUUCCAUUCUCUUCACCAUCAGUCCCAGGGAUCUUUCCGACUAUGCUGAUGGUGUUCCCCAACCACAUCUUAUCAUUAGUACUGUUCCCACAAUACUAUUCACAUGGAGCCCUGAAAUUGGCUGCAAGAUUUCUGAGGGUAAAGUUGCAUGGUUGAAACAUGUAGCUAAUACUCUCCUCUGCUUUUCUUUUAGUUCCAUUAGCCAUCAUCUCCAAGUUGUUUAUUAAUUCCUUGUCAAGUUGACACAAGGCUGGAGAAGACAUUCUGCUGGGGUGGCUACACAAGGGAAAAUGACAAAUGUUCUUUGGUAUAUUCCACUCCUUGCAGCCUGUCUCGCUGAGGUUUCUUGAAGGAGGAGCUAUCUGCCUUUCCAAACAAUCAAGGCUGAACAAGGACAUGCCUGCUCAGUGAUAUUUGAGAAAGUAAUUUUAGGACUUAUGAUUAAUGUUAUGGGAUACAAAUAGCACUUUUUAAAAGCAGAGAAAAAACAAGAGCAUGACUCAUGUCACUGCACUGCAUAAGUUUCUACUGUGCAGCUUCUGUCAUAAAAUGAAGCAGCAGCAUUGUUUCCCUGACAGCCUAUGCAGAGAGCUGGAUGAAACAUAGGGAAUGCGUUUAACGUACAGUUGCACCCCUCUUCCAAAAAGAUCCAAAUGCGCUUUGCAGACUGUAUAUAUUAGGAUCACUCACUGACGAUUAAAAUGAAACUACAGCUGAGGUGGAAUGCAAAAUACACUCUGCAUCAGCAACACCACAUAACAGUUCUUAGAGAGAAAAGUAAAGCAACCUAGCUACCAUAGUGAUUAGGCGUUUUAUAAUAUUCUAUCUGGGAAUGUGUCUCCGGUUGAAAUUAGAUGGAAUUUAGGCAGAAUGUAAUUAGCCAAAGUGGGAUGCAGCCAGGACACGGGCUAAUAGAUCUACUCAUGCAAAAAGUGCUAUGCAAACUUUAAUGAUUACAAGUGAGAAGGAAUUUUCUUUUAUGCCCUCUAGAGGUGAUAGUAUUAGCAGCACAGUGUCCCAUAACAUCACACCAGGACACUGUUUCAAAAGAUUCUGUGGAAAGAAUACCACCUUCUGAAUUGCUAGCAUCAUUUAUUCCUGCAGCAUUCUUGCAGCUCUAUCCAAGUAUAAUGACCAGCCCAGACCCUGCAUAGUGUACAGGGGUUCUCAGGACAAUUUUUUGGUGCCCUCAAAGUGUAGCCACCAACUUUUGCUGAUGGCCACUCUCCCACUUUUUCCUAAAAUAUUUAAUUAGCUUUAGGAAAAACAAAUAAAUAUGCUCAUACACAGGUCCAAACCAUUAUAAUUUACUUAUUGCUAGCUAGUAAGUCUGUUGUGAAAGUGAUAUUAACAAACAACCAAGUAUUAUUUUUCACAACAGACUUACUGAGCCCUGCCAAGACUGGAGACAAAUUAAGCCCUGGAUGGGGGGUCGGGGAGGCAGCAGCUGCCUGGAGCCCAAAGCUCUGCAGCCAGAGCCUGUGCCCCGCCAGCCCAGGGCUGAAGCCCAAAGCCUGAGCCCACCAUCCCUGGGAAGGUGGGGAAUGCACCAGUUGCCUGCUCCUCAAGGUUGUGCCCCAUGUGUCUCCAGAGAGGGGUAGGAACCAACCCCUGCUGGUGGACUCAGCAAUCAACACUAAGGUGGAGCAUCCAUGAGCAAGGGACAGGAGGACGGGAGACUACUUCCUCCCCCCUCGCCAGCCAUCACAGCCCAGAUUGCUCUGGAGACAAGAAAAGCCCCUGGUGGCCACAUUUAAGAAAUGCUGGUGUAAGAUAUCUGAUGAGAUUAUAACACAAGGUAGAAUGGUAAAUGGCUUUCUUGAGGCUGGUAAUGGAAAAAGAAAAAUUAAUGAUAACCAAGAUAAGCCUAUUUUACAUAGUAUAUGGCGGGUCUCUAUCUUUAGAAAAGCUUUAGAUUCUCUUCAUGCUCACAUUCUUUUGCUACUCUGUGCAAGGGACCAGAAUAUGGACUUUUUCAAAAGACGAAUUCUAAACAAGUGAUACAGUGUGGGGGACUUGUCUCCUAGUCUCCAGUUUUCCUAUGCAGGCUCCCUAGUGGCAGUUCAGCAUUGACUUGCAGGAGAAAACUGCCCAAUAAGGAUGACUUCUUCAGGUGGGAGGCUUGGCCCAAGAUCUGUCUUUCCCUGCACUCUGUUCAGAGAAGGAGCUAGAGGUUGGUCUGCUCCUUCCUUUCCCACCCAAGAGCAGGCUGGGAAGGAGCAGCGCCCCUUGCAGUGCACUGGUAUUGUUAUCUUUAUUAUUUGCAUUGCCACUUCACAUUUUCAAAGCACUUUACAGACAUUAGCUAGAAGCUUGAAGCUAAUCAGCUUCCUUUAGCAAGGACCAUCACUGUGAUAAAGAGAUACACAUCCUUAUGCAUAUGCAGUCAAUCAAACAUUCAGAAGCAAAUACUGAGAAAAUGCAUGUAAUUUGCUGAUUUAGCCUUACUUCUGUUGUCAUUCUCUAUUAUUGUCAACUCGGUGUUAACAGAAUGUUUUGCUUUAAUACUUGAAUUAUAUUAAUACCUCACAUUAUUACACGUAUGAAGCCAAAUAUGGCGCUAACUUAGUUGCUUACAACCUCAAUCCUUACUCCCAAUACACAUUCCAAUAAAUUUAUUCUGUAAAAACAAUACAUUUUUGUUUUGUUUUUUACAGUAAACUUGUCAACUACAAACCUUGAAUAUGCAAAAGAUGUUCCAAGGACAAGCAUAACAAGGAUUGAUAAAACCAGACUGAAUCUGUUUUCACAAUAAAAGCUGGCAUAAAAAUAAAUAAAAUUCUCUAUUAUCACAAUAGCAACAAUAAUGUACACAGAAUAAUGGUUUUGGAAUGCUUACUACCUAGUCUAGAUCUAUCUCCAAAAUUAAAAACAAAAAACAAAAACAGAAGAAUGACAGGAUCCUUUUUUCAAGCCUUUCAAUACUGAAAAUUCGAUGUUUUGGUUUGGUUUCAUAAGGUUUCUGUAUCACAGUAAGCUUAGAAAUGGAAAGCAUUCGCUAGGCAGGCAGUGACUUAAGACCUCCAUAGAAGCCUUCCGUAGAAGCAGUUUUAAAAUGAACAACUAUACAUAACCACAGAUAUAUAUAUAUAUGGAACAAAAUAUUCCUCUUUAGGGCCCCAAGGGGCUAGCUUUCCAGCCAUCAUUUAUAAGUAUUGAUAACGUCCUGUCCUUUCACUCCAGUUUGCACAACUAAAAUGCCCACCUCAUUUUUAUUGAAAACUGCCCACGGAUAACUAGGCUGAUAAAUCCUGCUCUCUGUACCCUUUUGUACAAUUAUUUGUAUGCAAAAUGUUGCCUUCAGGAUUCAGUGACUGUGUCCAUCCCUAUAUUUGCAGAAGUCAGCUCUGAAAGACGCUACAAACUAGGUUCAAUUGAGAGCCAAAAUUUCAUAGGCUUUUCCCAGCAGUAGCUGAACCAUCCAAACUCCUGAGUCUGCAUCAUUGGGUUGGAAAUCUUAAUAGCACAGGCACUCAACAAAAAGUUUUCCUCUGAGGCAUGCCAGAAUAGAUCAGGAGGAACUCCACUGAAGGCAACAAGAUCAGGAUCCCAAGAAGGAUCAGGCCCAAGGUAUGCAACAUUGUGGGCUUAGCAGAGGGGCCAGCAAUGCUAGGCAAACACCCUUUAUCAUAGUAUUUCUCUACUGGGGGGUUGGCUCCCCAGCUGGAUGACUUCUCUGAACAUUUCAGAGCCUCACAGGCUACGUCUACACAUUUCCGAUUGAGCCUCCCAGGCCAAGGGGACAGAGGCUUUGAUCUGGAUACAGAGUUGGAUUUGGCUGGGAGAGGGGAAAGAACAGGGGUUACUUUACCUAUAUGAGUUGGUCCAUCCCUGCUGCACAGGCCAGCCCCAUCUGGAGUGGGCAGCACAGGGCGCAUCCCCCAGUACUGGGAUGGGGAGAUCAGUCCCAAGAAUCAGAGUUUCCCUUCAGCUCCCAUUGGAAGGACCUGCUCCUGGCAGAUCAGGCAGAGAGGGGCACAGGAGUCAGUCGGGCUGAGGUAGGGUUGCCAAGCCUACAGGAUUGUCCUGGAGUCUCCAGAAAUUAAAGAUUAAUUUUAAUUAAAGAUUUACACAACGCACAGUCAACCUGUGGAACGCCUUGCCAGAGGAUGUGGUGAAGGCCAAGACUACACAGGGCUCAAAAAAGAACUAGAUAAAUUCAUGAAGGAUAGGGCCAUCAAUCGCUUUUAACCAAGAUGGGCAAGGAUGGUGUCCCUGUCCUCUGUUUGCCAGAAGCUGGGAUAGGCAAUGGGAUGGAUAACUUGAUGAUUACCUGUUCAUUCCCUCUAGGGCACCUGGCAUUGGCCACUGUCAGAAGACAGGCUACUGGGCUAGAUGGACCUUUGGUCUGACCCAGUAUGGCCGUUCUUAUGUUCUUAUUAUGUCAUGUAACGAAACCUCCAGGAAUAUGUCCAAGCAAAAUUGGUAACCCUAGGCUGGGGGGGGGUUGGAGGCAGAGCCUGUGCUAGGCAUAAGCAAACUAAGCAAUUGCUUACAGUCCCAAGCAGCUCCAUGGACCAUUGUUCCCUCUAAGCUGUGCGCAUGUGUGCGCGCACACAGACCCUAAACUCCGCGCACAUGGCGAAACACCGCGCGCACAAAAAUUUGCACAGAAGCUCAACAAUUUGCACAGAAUAAAUUUUUUGUGCACACAACCUGCCAAAAAUUAGAGGGAACUUUGCCAUGGACCCCCUAUUAAUUAUUAGUAUGUGUUGUGUGUGGUGGGAGGAGAGGGGGGCAAAAUAUCCUUCUUUAGGGCCCACAGUGGGCUAGCACCAGUACUGGUCAGAGGGAUUCCUGGCCGUUUGAGCUAAGGGAGGGUGGGGCGCGACUCCUGGCAGGUCAGUUCCCAGGGGGAUGGUAGGACUCUGGCCUGGCAUCACCCACCCAGGGAACAGGGUUACCAUAUUUCAUGUUCCCCAAAAGAGGACACUGGGGAGAAGGGAGCAGGGAGGGGGUACAGUUGGAGGUGCUGGAGGGGUGUGUACUACUGGAAGGAUUACCGGGGGGGGGGCGGGGGGUGGUCCUGGAUGGGUACCUGUGAGGGGGAUACUCACUGGAGGUGAGGGGCAGUGUCACUCCCUGUCACAGUGGCACGCACAAGCCCAGGACCCAGUGCCAGCCGUCCGUCAGUGCCUCCCUGCGGGACCCCCUUCCCAGGGUUGGAACCGGGGUUGCAGGGGGAUGGACCAAUCGGCUGCUGCAGAUGCAGGGGAGGGACCAAUCGGGGCUCCCUCUGAGCUGCAACUGUCUGCUGCAAAAAAAGGACUGGACCUCAAUUUUAAAUUGUUUUGAUUCUCAGAAGGCUGGGUGCAGCUGACUGCGGGAGGAAUCACGCGGAGCUUAAAACCAGCCCCUUGACCUAUUCAGCCAGCCCCGCCCACUCUCUAGCUGCAGGCCAGGCCAGCAGGCAGAGCGAGAAGAUGGAAGCUGGAGAGAGAGCCGGGAAAAGGCAAGUCUCCUUGGGCAAGGCAGCCUGCAUCCUCACUGGGGCAUCCCGGGGCUUCGGCCGGUGCCUGGCCCUGCUGCUGGCCCCGCGGCUGGAGACCGGCUCCGUCCUGAUCCCAGUGGCCCGAUCCCAGGGGGGCUUGGCCGAUCUGGAGGCUGAGCUGCGGUCCAGUUCCCCCAGCUUGAAAGUGCAUUCCGUGCAGGCCGAUCUGAGCACGGAGGACGGGCUACAGCUGGUGCUCCGAGCAGUCCAGGACAGGCUGCCGGGAGCGGCUAAUCUGGAGCGGCUCCUCAUCAUCAACAAUGCAGGAUCUCUUGGAGACAUUUCCAAAUCCUUUGUGGAUUUCACCAGCCCAGCCGAGGUCAACAGCUACUUUGCCCUCAACGUCACCUCGGCUCUUUGCCUCACAUCCUCCAUCCUGAAGUCCUUCCCAGGGCACCCUGGCUUGUGCAAGACUGUUGUCAACAUCUCUUCGCUAUGUGCCCUGAAGCCCUUCAAGAGCUGGACGUUGUACUGCACGGGGAAGGCCUCGCGGGACAUGAUGUUCCAGGUGCUGGCACUUGAGAAGCCGGACGUCCGCGUUCUCAGCUAUGCCCCAGGGCCUCUGGACACCGAAAUGCAGCAGCUGGCCCGCACGAGGUCCGGAGACCCGGAAGUGCGCCAGCAGUUCCUCCGCAUGCAGCAGAGCGGGCAGCUGCUGGACUGCAGCGUGUCAGCCCAAAAGCUAGUGACUCUGCUGCUGGAGGACGCCUUCGCCUCCGGGGCGCACAUAGACUUCUAUGAAAUCUAGCCCGCCACCCGCCUUGCUUGCCCCCACCACACGCACCUGGGCGUCCGCUUCUGCGCCCGAGCUACGUACACGACGAGCGCGGCUUGUGACUCUCCUUCCUAAUCCCCACCGGGCGCAGAGCGGACCGCCAAGCGAGAGGGGCCUCGCCCGGGGGAGGCGGGAGCCCUGGGCUCGCCGAGCCAGCACUCCCCGGACGGGUCACAGGGGCAGCAGCCAGGCCGGGCUGGAAGAAGCAGCGGGGGCAGCAGCACGGGGUGGGGGCCCGCAAACCGCGCGGCCACCCCGGCAACCGCCGCCCAGGGCGCCCCCAACUGUCAGCUCCCGGCCCGGCCCGGCCGCGCGGCUCAGGCUACCCCUCCCCCAUCCCUUCUACCUCGCCCCGCGCCGUUGCCCCCUCCCCCUGGCCCGCCGCGCGCAGGGCAGGAAGUUGCCGCAGACGUCACCGCGCAUGCUCAGGUGGCCGGCCCGUGCCCGCCCCAGUCGCAGCGGGGUGGCUCAUCCCCGGGGCGGGGGGGCUGAGGUGCCCCAGGGUCUCGGGCUUGGCGGCCGCCGGUAGCGCGGGGCAGGGCCCUCCCGAGGCCGCAGCCACCUGCAGCGCCCCUCAGGCCGGGCCUCCGCCGCGGUGACCGCUGAGCCACCCCCAGCCGGCGAUUGCGGUAGCUCGCCUUGGCAGAGCCCGGGGUGCCCGCCCCCCCCCUCCGGACGCCGCCAUGGGGCGCGGCCCGGCCCGGCCCGGCCCCUGACUCCGCUCUCCCGCCUCAGUGCUCCGCUCGGGGCGGGCCGCGGCUCGGCCUCGCGCGCGCGCAGGGGGGAGCAGGAGCCGUUCAGCCCCUAGCAGGGACGCUGGGCUGCAAGGAGAAGUCAUGAAAUCAAAGCAACAGGAGUUCCCUUCAUCCACCGGCCAGUGACGGCAGGGGCUGGCAGGACAGUUAAGGGCAGCCCUUGCAAAACUUUUCACCCACUUCCUCAGAAAGAGGAGUUGUUUAAACGGGCAAGUAAAAUGUCAUUAUUAAUAAUCGUUAUUUUAUCAGUCAUCAUGGUAAAGGAUGAGCAAGUACGUUUUAUGGCUGGGCUGGGCAAUUUUCAUGACCGUAUGCAGGUCUGGUUAACCCUGAAGCAUUUUUAAUAAGGUGGAAAGUUGACUGUCCAUUCCUGUGGCACCAACUUUGUUCAUCUUUGAAACAGGACACACCCCAGGGCUCUGAGGUUUGCUAGUGAAUAUCUGCUA